UGGUUUGUCAAAGUCCUCGGGUUGUUAAAAAACUGUACAUUGUCUUGCAAACGUCUUUGUUUUACUGAACUAAGAAGUUAUACUGUCAGACGAAAGAUCUGUUUCAAGUAGUAAAAUAUGGCUGACGCAGGCAAAGUGUUAGAAGAUAUCGACGGUUUUGACAAACAGAAGUUACGGCAUGUUGAGACUGAAGAGAAAGUCGUAUUGCCAAACAAAGAAGUUAUUAAGAAGGAGAAAACUGAGAAACAGCUGCUACAAGAGAUCGAAACACCACAUUCUUUGAAACGUACUUCAACAAAAGAAAAGAACCCUCUUCCUACCAAGGAAGACAUUGCUGCGGAAAAAGCUAUCCACUGAUCACUCAAAAAUGUUCAUUUCGCUCGUGUAAUCUGCGCCUUUCCCUAAUCAGAACGUUUUUAUUCCUUUCAGCUUUUUUAUUCGAAGCUUUGUGCAUUCUUAUAUUAAUUGCUGUAAUACUAUAAAUUUCUAUACUAAAAGAUCUGUCGUUUUGUUGAAAAUGUACUUGUACGUGGCAAUUUCUACGGUUCAUAACAAAAGGUUUAGUAUUUCUGAUCUUGUUUAUAGACUUAGGACUUGUCAUUACAGACAUCUGAUCCCUAUAUAGUCAAUGUCAACCUUUAAAUUAACAAAUUCGUUUCAUUUCGUGGCAUUUUUACACCCGUUUGUACCAUCAUAAGUUAACUGUUGUGUAUUCUAUGUGGAUUUUUAGGUGAUUGCCUAACUUCAUUCUAAUUGGAUUAAUUAGUUUUCACUAAGGAUUUUGUUACACUUGCUAAUCUUUAUUGAUCGUAUUUGGACUGUUUUAAG
This is a messenger RNA of Schistosoma bovis, 828 nucleotides long. The record is from the annotation of a GenBank genome assembly. Lineage: Eukaryota; Metazoa; Platyhelminthes; Trematoda; Strigeidida; Schistosomatidae.